Mesitornis unicolor (brown roatelo) is the source of this 1680-nucleotide messenger RNA. Its product is annotated as zinc finger protein 839-like. The transcript is spliced from 4 exons. The annotation marks the transcript as partial. The record is from RefSeq and is a predicted model, not a curated record. NCBI's taxonomy places the organism in Eukaryota, Metazoa, Chordata, Aves, Mesitornithiformes, Mesitornithidae.
GUACUACCUCCACCAACAUCUCUAAAACCUUAAGGUCCAUCAGCACUGAAAGUGGUGCUGCUGUGAGAGGGGAGCACAGUGGAAAACUCAGAGUAGGGCUGGUGGAGGUUGCUGAAUCACUGGGAAUUGCAGGAAUACUCAGUGGAGAAGGGAAGACGCGAGGUGCAGACUCUUGUUCACAAUGUCUAACGAAAAUGGUUAGUGAGCAAGUGCCUGUGGAGACACUGGGACAGAAACGGUUACCUGAGAGCUCAGGGGAGGAACUGCUGCCAUCAGCCAAAAGGACCAAGUUAGAGGACGUAAUGGAUGAUGUGAAUAACGCUUACAGCAGCCAAGAAGUGAAAGAAAAGAGUGUCAAUUCAUGUGCACUGUUUGAAAAAGAUGGUUUUAAUCCAUUAAAUGGAGAAAUGCUGCUUUCGGAGGACAGGCACAUCGCUUGCUGUGCAACUGGAAGCACGCUACCAACAGCAGAGGAAGAUAAUUCAGGAGUUGGAAUCAACGCUGACAAUUCAGGUACUUUCUCCCAGACUGUGAAAAUGAGGACAGAAUAUUCCCAACCUGUGAAUGUGCAGGGACCAGGGAUGGCAGGUGAGGCGUCUCUGCUGCACACUGAAGUUGUGCUGCCCGCUGAAGCAGAUGCCUCACCCGAGUUAGUCCAAGCGCACUUUGUGAGCGAGAACACACAGAGCACCACCUUACUGAGUGAAGACAAUGGCCACAGUCAGAAAUACCAGAAGCUGCAAGAAGAAAACCAUAAUUUUGCAGUGAAAGGACAGUCUGGACAGCUUCAUAACGCUGUUACGGCUGAUGAGGUGCAGGAACUCGAAAAGGUUUUUUCAGCAAACGUCGUGCCAAUAAACUACCCACACAGCGCUCAGACUGCGCCGCACCACAGCCCAGGCCAGGAAUCCGCCCUGUCAGCUCAUGUCAACCAUGCAAACUCCUUUAAAAACAUACAUGAAUUUUCCUGUGGGACGGAAGAACAACAUGAGCUGGAGAAUACAGUCACUGUAGAUGGAAGCGUAGCCUUUGAGAUUACUGAUGAGAGCCAUGAUUUUUUGUCUCAGGGACACGAACAUAUUUUUAUUCAGACUUCGGACGGGCUUAUCCUGUCUCACCCAGACACGGCUGUUUUGUCUCAGGCAGAAGGCAUCGUCAUUGUCACCGAUUCCAACGGUACCACCAUGCACAUUCGCACACCCGAGGGGAUACCGCUGGAAACCGUGGAAGCGCUGCUGGCAAUGGAAGCGGACGGCCAAAGUGGAGACAUUUUGCUCUCGCAAAGUGAAUUGGAGCCAUAAAUUAGAAAACUGUCUAUGCUUUCUUCUGGAGAAGACCGACUCUAUAAAAUGUAUAUUUUUCUAAUGUGAAUACUGAAAUAAUUGAGAUUUAACUUAUUUGUAAACUGUUUCUAUGCCCUGUACUUUUUAUAACUUAUGUUUCUAUAAAUCUAGCAGCGUUGCAACCAAAAAUUCUAGACUUAACAGCGAUCUGUUUGCUUUCUAUGUUGGGGGCGGGUGGAAGGUGGAAAUCUGUCAACCCUAAAACUGUUGCACUAUUCCCUUUUGUGACAUAAUUCCUUUUCUCUCUAGCCAUCUCAAGAGGCAGUAAGUUGUACUGCUGUUCAGCAGUGAUGUGCUGUGUACUGGCAAGCUGUGUAUGGGUAAAAUAAAAACUGUA